Hemicordylus capensis (graceful crag lizard) is the source of this 7239-nucleotide messenger RNA. RefSeq names its product semaphorin 4A (gene SEMA4A). Gene Ontology annotation, molecular function: semaphorin receptor binding; chemorepellent activity. The record is from RefSeq and is a predicted model, not a curated record. The transcript is spliced from 17 exons. Lineage: Eukaryota; Metazoa; Chordata; Lepidosauria; Squamata; Cordylidae. The coding region runs from base 573 to 2945 and encodes 790 amino acids. Gene Ontology annotation, biological process: axon guidance; positive regulation of cell migration; neural crest cell migration.
UGCUGCGCGCGGCGGAGGAGGCUGGCAGCCAACACCAGCCGCCCGACGGACGGAGCGCAGAGCUCGCCCGCCCGCGAGGGACCGGCAAGGCGCCGCCGCCGCGAGCCGCUUCCUUCUGCGGCCACCUUGGACGGGACGGCGCGGCGCGGGGCAGCAGGAGCGCCUGAGGCGUCCUCUGCAGAAAAGGCAGCCGCGCCAUGAGCCCUGUGUGGGGGGAGCGUACGCCUGGCCGUCCUUCUGCCCGCCCCCCACAUCUGGAGCUGGGAAUCGCUCGCAGGUCCCUUCUGCACGGCUGACGCCAGAGCUGGGCCAGAGCAUCUCCCGAGCAGGAGCCUGGACCACUGCUGCUGGAGGUGGGAAAACAGGAGAAAGCCAAACACAGAGAUUGCAAGAGCGGCACCCUUUUCUGCAGGCAGGAUUCUGGGAUUUGCCCUCCACGCUGCUGCUCUCGUUCGCCACUCAGCCGGAGCCAUCAGAUGAGCUGGGUUUAUGAGCUUCCAAGUUAGCACCCAAGGGCCCCUCCUCGGCGUUUCUGCUCCACACUUCUGGCUGCUGCCCGCCAAGACCCGACGAUGACGCCUGGCCGGGUGUCUCCCCUCUUGGGCUGCCUGCUGACGGCUGUGCUGGCCCUGGCGGCCGACCUGGUGCCCCGGAUGACCUUCUGGACAGGGGACUCCCAGAGGAUGGCUACCUGGUUCCAGCACAUGGGGGUCCUGAACUACGACACCUUCCUCCUGAGCGAAGAUGGGGAGACCCUCUACGUGGGGGCCAGGGACACCCUCCUGGCCCUCGGUCUGGACAGCGCCCACUCCCUCAAGCUGAAGGGCGAGAUACCGUGGAGGCCUUCGCCCUCAAAGAAACAUGAGUGUGUCUUUAAGAAGAAAAGCAACGAGACAGAAUGUUUCAACUUCAUCCGCGUCUUGGUGCAGCUGAACAAGACCCAUCUCUACACCUGUGGGACUUACGCCUUCAGCCCCACCUGUGCCUAUGUGGAACUGAAGAAUUUCACCCUGGUGAAGGAUGCCAGAGAGGAACCGCUCCUCCUAGACGGGAAGGGCAUGUGCCCCUUUGACCCUCAACACCAGAACACGGCCAUCAUCGUUGGCGGGGAACUUUAUACGGCCACCAUGAACAACUUCCAGGGCAACGAGCCCAUCAUCUCCCGCACCCUGGGCAACCGGUCAGUUCUGAAGACGGACGCCUUCCUCAACUGGCUGCACGCGGAUGCGGCGUUUGUGGCCUCUUUCAACCCGAGCCCCCCAGACGACGAGAAAGUCUACUUCUUCUUUGCGGAAACGGCCAAGGAGUUUGACUUCUUCGACAAACUGACCGUCUCCAGGGUCGCCCGGGUCUGCAAGAACGAUGUGGGUGGGGACAAGGUCCUGCAGAAGAAGUGGACCACCUUCCUGAAGGCCCAGCUCUCCUGCACCCAGCCGGGCCAGUUCCCGCACACGGUCAUCCAGCACGUCUUUGCCCUCCCGCAGCAGGAGGAGGGGGCUGUCUUCUACGGGGUCUUCACUUCUCAGUGGCAGGCGGGACAUUUUGCCAGCUCAGCAGUCUGCGCCUUCAGCCUUGGGGCCAUCAAAAAGGCCUUUGACGGGAAGUAUAAAGAGUUUAACAAGGACUGUUCCCAGUGGAUGACCUACAAUGGACCGAUGCUGGACCCCCGCCCGGGCAGUUGUUCUGUUGGCCCGUCCUCGGACAAAGCCCUCACCUUCAUGAAAGAGCACUUCCUGAUGGAUGAGAAGAUCCUGCCAACGUACAACCGGCCUCUCCUCGUGAAUCGGCACGUGACAUACACCCGGAUUGCAGUCCACCAGAUUCGGGGCGUCUCGGGGAGGCACUACAGUGUGAUGUUUCUAGGAACAGACCAAGGCUUCCUCCAGAAAGCAGUGGUGGUCAGGAGUGGGGCUCACAUCAUCGAGGCCGUCCAGUUGUUUAAGAAGGCUGAACCGGUCCGGAACUUGCUGCUCUCCUCCGGAAAGGGGACCCUGUAUGUGGGGUAUUCUGAAGGAGUCCUGCAAAUCCCGCUGGCCAACUGCAGCGUCUACCAAAGCUGUGCCGACUGUGUCUUGGCACGAGACCCCUACUGUGCGUGGGACAGACGCAGCCACAAGUGCAGAGACGUCCGGGAUGCCAGCGAGGACGCGGGCGACUGGCUGCAGGAUAUUGAGAACGGGAGUCCGGACGCCAGAUGCCCACGCGGCACAGGGCGGGCCAGAGCCUCACCGCGGACUUCGAACGACUCUGACGGCAGCGUGGUGACCACUCUCAACCCGCCGCUGAACUCGGUGGUGAGGCUGCCGUGCCCCCAGGGCUCUGCCCUGGCCAACUACACGUGGGACUUCCCGGAGAGGAAGAGGCCGGAAGGGCUGCUUGUGCAAGAGGACCAGGCCCUGGUCGUCAUUGUCCAGAGGGACACCCUGGGCACCUACGAGUGCUGGGCCCACGAGAACGGCUUCCCGCAGUUGGUGGCCCGCUACCACCUCCUCUCCCCGGACUUCCCGGACCCCCUGGGCGGCUUCGGCGCUCCCGAGGACCCCCGGCAGCAUGCGGGGCGCGAGGGCGAGCAGCCCACCUACUGGGUCCAGUUUGUCACCAUGACGGUGCUCCUGUCCAUGACCCUGGCCGGAGCGGCCGGCCUGGCCUUCUUCUCCUACCACGAGAAGCUGCAGGAGAGGAGCAAGGUGCAGGGCUGCAGCACCCCCGAGGCCAGCGGGGCCGCCGGGCAGGAGAAGGUGCCCCUGAACGGCAGCCAGAGCCCCGCUCCCGGCAGCGAGGGCCAGCUCCAGGGCCCCCCCCAGGAGGCCCCCGCCAGCUCCAAGUCCUGCUGUGUCCAGCUGGAGGGCGGCUUCCAGGCCAUCGACGCCGACAACAACCGCUUGAGCUCCGGUGUGCCCAACGGGGAGGAGCCCAGAGCAGCCGUGGCCGUGGAGGGCAUCUAGCCCCCCUUCACGUGCCCCCCCCCCCAGGCCAGAGAGCCCAGCCGGCUCACAGGCAACCGGGCAAGACCGACCACUGAGAGAACGUCUAUGGAGCUGCCCAGAGCACCAUCUAGAAACACGGAGUUUCCUCUGAGUUCAGCGUUUGUUCUGGUCUCCUCUGUCCGAUGCCACGCGGACCCCAGAAGCCCAGCUGCGUGGCUGGCUGAAUCCCUACCUCCCCCCGUGUCUCGGGGCGGGGUGUCUGCUACCUCCACUCUCGCUCCACAGCCGGGGUCCUGGGCCAGAACACUUCUCCUGCCGUCUCUUCCCGGGCCCCCUUGCGGCCCUCUCUGUCCAUCUCCCCCUGGGAUGUUUACAGAAGCCAGAGGACUAGCCGUCCCCAUCCCUGUCGCCCCUCGAGGCACAGGGGUCAGGGCUGGGCUUCUCGGGGGCCCUGCUGGAUGGUUUUCCUGUUGAUGCAACAUUGGGAUGAUGCGUGUUGCCACCCGGGUUGCAUCCAUCCCUGGCCGUGAUGCUGGGGAGGGGCUGGGAAGGUCGACUCGAGGUUAGGAGUGAAGAGAUGCAAACGGGCUUCUCGGAAGAGCAAGCCAGCAGCAGAGGGGGCAGAGCUGCUGAGGGGGCACAGGCAUCUUGGGGCUGCUAGCACAGUGCGAGGUAGGCCUGAUCCGUGUGGGGCCUGCUGCCCCCGGAGGCUCUGCCAGAAAGGGCUUAUUCCUCUCUGAAGGGUUAUUGGGGGCCUCUUUGAGGUCUGCUUUUCACCCAAAGGCUUCUCCACUUCAGGGCUUCACCCUCGGAAACACCCUCCUGUGCUUGAGGCAGCUGAGUUCUGCGUGGAGAAAAACAGCCUUCUGCUGUAGGGGCAGCACGUCUCAUGUCGUUGGUGGCAUCUUUUCUGGGGAUGGGGCGAGGAGCAGCUAUGCAAGGCACCCAAGUGCCCUCUCCCUCCCCCCAAGUGUUGUUUCACACACACCCCCGCGGUGUUGUGGGGGAGCUGUGCAGGCAAGGAGUGGCUCACAUGCUGUGGAGCACAGUCUCUGUCACCCCAAGGACUAGAACCUUGCUUUUGAAAGAGGAGGUGUUUCGGAAGACGGAUCCUGCGCUCGGCAGCCAGGCACGUCCUGCCUUUUCCAGGGAGCUCCUGCAGAAAUGCAGCCUAUACGCUGCUCUGGGUUUGUGCGUUAAGAGUUGCUCCAGGGUAGCAGCUUCCCCCUGCAGACGGAGUGAUCUUCCCUGGAGCACCGCACGCGCCCUUGCAGCUCUGUAGCAGGGGUUUGUGCAAGGCAGCUAGCGGACUGGGGGCCACCUCAGGAUGGACCUCUCAGCCCCUCCUUAACGUGCAGGGUGUCCAGAGUCCUUCCUGGUUGAAAGAGGGAGAACGGAGGCGAGGGGGCCGGUCGGUGUGGCGGGGGGGGGUUGCCUGAAGCCACACACAGAGACUCCUAACUCUGGCUGACUCCAGCCGGCUGGCCUGCUCUCUCCGUCCACAUGGCACCCUGUGUGGGGCCAGGGAGCUGUGGGGGAGGCGGUGAGCUGGCCAGAGCCGGAAGGACGUUCUCAGCUGGCGAGGGCAGACUGUGGCACUGCCUUAUCUUAUCUUCCCCCCUGCAUAGAUGCACUUUUCUCUCCCGACCAGUUUUCCACUCCUUCAUCAGGAGGACUUGGCAGGCAAUGGGGUGGUGUUUUCCCAGGUGAUGGAGGCCUCCCGCUCGCCUCCUGCCUCCCAGUCAGUAACAAGCUGUGAGUUCCUUCCCUUGAUUCCCCUUCAGUAUUAACGGGGCCUUUUGGCAAAUGGCUCCAGCAUCUGCGUGUUGCCACUGACCUCUAGCGAGCAAAGUGAGGAGUCCAUGCCGACUCGUGAAAUGUCCUUGUCCCCGUGCAACUUCUCCCCCUUCUGGGCACUUUCUCCAGCUCUUGGGGGCCUUGGUGGUUUAAAAAAACACACAGGCCAGAUCUGUCUGUGUGUUCUGGACCUCCUCUGUCUCUCUCCGGGGAAAGCUUCCCAGGCACACAAGACCAGCUGCAGUAUUUGGGGACUUUUAAAAACUCGCCUGUUAAAAAGGUGAUUUCGAGAAAGUAUUGCUGGAACCAGAGUGCCUGAAGGCCCAGUCGUUCCGGCUAACCCCCCACGUGCUCUGGAGGUGGAGAAGUUGGGAAUCUCUCCGGAGAGUGUCGUUUCACACGUGACGCAGAGGCAAACCCAGGUUUGCAGCCAUGUGUGCAUGCUUCCCAGAGAACCAGAGGCCACCUGAGCUUCCUGACGAGCACAUCUGCAUGGAACACUUCUUUCUGCAAACAGGCGUUUGUGACGUCCACACGCUGCCGUCUGAGGUUACCAUUUUAGCUGUAUUCUGAAUACAUCUUUGACAUGUGCGCGAAAAUGUGAUGUGUGCAGAAGACCAGGAUGCUGAUAAAACCCUCCGAGGGUUACAGGCCGCUGGUAUCUCCAGUGCACCGACCCCUUUGUAUGUUUGUGAGUGGAUGUGUGUGUGUGUGUCUGUCUGUCUAGGUGAGAGAGUGAUCUUCUUAAUUGUGACGUAGGAUUGCCAUCUCUUCCAAAAGGUUUUAAGUCCUAUGCUAAUUCGGGGCUUUCCAACCUGGGCCCCCAGAUGUUGUCAGACUAUCAUCAACCCCUGCCACAAAAGCCAUUGUGGCUGGGGAUGAUGGGAGUUGUAGUCCAGCCGCAUCUGGGGAUGUCAUUCCGUCUUCUGUCCAUUUUCACCACCCACCAAAUGGCUCAGGGGCUCCCACUGAGUCUGAGGCAUUGGCGGCUUCGGACCACCGGGACACCUUCCCCAGAUCCAUUUGUUGGUGCCCUGGAUCUUGGUGGCUGUUUUGGUGGUUAGUGGCAAAAUUGGGUGAAAGCACGGCGUUCCUUCAGAGAGCACAAAAAGGUCUAAUUAUCAAGGGGAGCCACUGUGGGCUUGGGCCACAGGUCCUCUAAGGUACCUAACAACAUCCCUGCAUUGGGUUGAGAAAAUGAAUAAGUGGGAAGAAAGUAAUACCUAAUUAAAAAGGCAAAAAACAAAAAAAACAAAAAACAAAAAAACCAGCCAGGUACCAAGGUAAAAUGUUACUAGGGAGAGAUACAGGGAGGUCCCGAUCCAGAACAAGGCAGGAGGUUGGCCUUCUCUCCAGAGGCAGAGGUUCCCCCCUGCUCUCCCUCCGUCCCACCCUUCUGAAGGGAUAAGCAAAGCUCCCCUGUCGCCAGACAGAGCCACUUCCCAAAUGGUAGCACUGGAUGUGCCACAAGCACCAAGCUCUAGAAAGAGUAGGUGGUCUUCCCAUGAAGGAGGGGGAUGGCAGCCCUUCCUUGGCAAAACUCACGGCAGUGAUGUUAAAAGACAUUGAGGGUCAGCCGCAGGCAGGCAGGAGACGGGCAACCACUUUUAAGCAGUCAAAACGGAACGUGGGCCGGUACCAUCUGGGGGUGGUGGGAUUUUUGGCAAGGUCUGCUGCACCCCCAGAGAUGGAAAAGAGAUGAUCACCCCGGCAGACUUGCAGUGCGUGAUCAUGCUUUGAUUGUCCUGACCACCAGGCCAGAUUUUCAGUGGUAAGUUUUAAGCUUUUAAAAAUGGUAAAAACACAAACACUUCUAUUGCAUUUCAUCCGUUGUCCGAGGCAUGGGAAUUGAAAUGGGCCGGAAUGUCCUCUAAAGAUAACUCCGUGGAGAAAGGCUCACCAUUUGUCCAUUGUGAUACUGACCCUGACCUUUUCCUCAGUGCAAAAAUGGCUGCAAUUUCAGCCUAAUCAUUUGAGGGUCAGGAUAAAGAAAGGGUGAGAACAUGCAGAAAGCUUUAAGCACAACAAUGUGGUCGUCUGUUUUCCAUCUCUAUCAGAGUAGACAUUGCCAGAAACCCCGAUGAGCAUUUGUCCCCUGUGAUGCUACUGAUGAUGGCCCAAAAGUGUAGGUCUGGCUCCUGCACUAAACGUUGUUGGAGUGAGGUUUGCUUUCUAGCCAUGUGCACAUUUGGGCCCCACAUUCGCCUCUGGUCAAACAGCUUCUGCAUGGCUGGGGACCAGUAUCCAAACCUGCCUGACCUAUGUGGCCAGAGGCAAAAGUGAGAUGGAUGUCGGUAACGCAGGCAGCUGCCCCUCUUUCCAAACUGAUCUGGGGGAGCGGGGGGGUGGGAGGUAGGUUGCCUCCAGUUGCCAUUGACCCCUUUAACAGAAGUGAAACAAAUGUCCCCCUCUUGGGUAUUCUGCCCUCUUGUUGAUUGUUGUGCUGUUUAUAACCAAAAUAUGUACAUCUUGAUUGUGUUUAUACAGUUUAUUUUUAUUAAAAUGUUUGAUGUUC